This is a messenger RNA of Prunus mume (Japanese apricot), 1251 nucleotides long. RefSeq names its product protein FAR1-RELATED SEQUENCE 5-like. Lineage: Eukaryota; Viridiplantae; Streptophyta; Magnoliopsida; Rosales; Rosaceae. The record is from RefSeq and is a predicted model, not a curated record.
AUGUAUGCAAAAGCAAGUAAAACGAAUGGAAUUCAGGGCCAAAACUCUGUACCUAACAGUGAAGGUUAUUUUGCAGAGGCUGAGUCACUUGAAGAAACUGAAAAUGUCCCAUCUUUACAGAUUUUGGACAGUAGAACAGAAGAAAGUACUGAGAAAAGCAGACAGUUUGAGUAUGAUGGGUUAAACUUCCAAAAUAUGAGCAUUGCUGAUUUAGUGGAGAGAGAGUUUGCAAAAUUUGAGGAAGCAGAAAGAUUUUACUGCAACUAUGCUCUUGCAAUUGGUUUUAGCAUAAGAAGAAGUCGUUUGAGACGUAGCGAGGGUGGGGUUGUGAUGGGAAGACAAUGGGUGUGCUCAAAAGAAGGGAGUAGAUCAAAGAAAUGGAUGAAUAGAUAUGAUAUGGUUCGUACACCAAGGAAAGAGACUAGAGAGAAUUGUCACGCUACAUUUGCUGUGAAGUAUUGUCCUAAACGGGAUGCUUAUAUUGUGACUAAAUUUGUAAAGGAGCACAGCCACCGACUUACUAACUCACGUGAGGUGCCUUUUCUUCGUUCACACCGAUAUGUUACGGAAUCUAACAUAGCACAAUCUAUGUCUAUGAGAAAAGCCUCUAUUAAAACCAAUCGGACAUACGACUAUAUGGUUGACCAAGCAAGUGGAUACAUGAAAGUGGGGUUCACUAGUAAGGAUCUAUAUAACAUGAUAGAUUUCGAGCGUCGACAAGUGGUAUUGGAUGGUGAUGCACAAGCAGCAAUAAGCUACAUGAAUGCUAAGGCAAUAGCUGACCUAGAAUGUUUUUGCAUGUUUAGUGUAGAUGAGGAGAAUAGAUUGGCAAAUUUGUUUUGGAGAGACUCUCAAUCUCUACACGAUUAUUAUUGCUUUGGGGAUGUGGUGAUAUUUGAUAGCACGUACAAAACCAACGUACUCAAAACUUUUUUGACUUCUAUAAAGGACAAGAAGCCUGUAUCUAUUGUCAUGGACAGGGAUGAGGCAAUGCGCGUAGCGAUUGAUGAAGUUUUUCCUGAUGCACAUCAUCGUUUAUGUACAUGGCACAUCAUGAGGAAUGUGAACACCAAUGUGAAUAACCCAGAAAUUGUAAGGGAGUUUAGCUAUUGUGUGCAUGGUGGUUUGACACCAGUGGCGUUCGAACAAUAUUGGCAGCAAAUGAUAGAUACAUAUGAUCUAAAAGGCGAUUGGAUCGAGAUGAUGUACCGGAAACGAAAACGAUGGGCUGAAGCGUACUGCUCGGGGUAA